Molecule: messenger RNA, 2349 nt
Organism: Rana temporaria (common frog)
Lineage: Eukaryota; Metazoa; Chordata; Amphibia; Anura; Ranidae
Gene: SEMA6B
Product: semaphorin 6B
Exons: 18
Coding region: 343-2349 (668 amino acids)
Biological process (GO): semaphorin-plexin signaling pathway; neural crest cell migration; axon guidance
Molecular function (GO): chemorepellent activity; semaphorin receptor binding
Source: RefSeq, a predicted model, not a curated record
AAUGGGAGGGGUUUCUUAGAUAGAGAGACAGUGGCUUGCUAAACCGUGGCUGCUGAGAAAUAGGAGAAACCAGCCAGAUGAGAACUAGAAUUUGUGAGAGAGGCUGUUUUAAACAGUUUGGAAAUGGAAAAAGGAAUGCCAGAUAAGGCUUGAAGGGCAUGAUUGAGGAAGCUGGGACUUCAUAGUCUAACGCCCACGGAGACAUCCAGAACAGCCGGUGACAAAACCUGACUGAACCGUGUGACUAUUUACCGGUACCCAGCUUUAUAGAGCGACACUGGACGGAUAUACAGCUGAUGCAUGAUGUAAUAAAGACACAAGAAUUUAAUUGGUCUGUGUACCAUGCACCCACACUCUGGACUCGUGUGGUAUUUCCUUUUGAUAAUGGGAGGUCUUGGGAUGUCUGUUUUUCCGGAGGAAGCAAAGCCGGUCAUCAGAGUCGGGGCUGAAUAUCUCGGGACAUAUCCUGUAUUCAUAGGGAAUGGUCACAACAGAAUUCCUGCAAAAGAGCCAUUGAAUGUGCAAAAAAUGUUAAGGGUGAACAGAACACUUUACAUCGGGGACAGGAAUUCUUUCUAUCAAAUUCUGCUGGACUCCAAAAGUUUAGAAAUGAAAUACCAAACGAAAUUCAUCUGGAAAUCAAGCUACCAAGAUAUUAAUGUGUGCCGAAUGAAAGGAAAGCAUGAGGAGGAGUGCAACAAUUUUGUGAAGGUUCUCCUUUUGCAUGGCAAGACCUUAUUUGCCUGUGGAACCAAUGCAUUCAACCCUGUGUGUGCAGACUACAGUUUGGAUACGCUCGAACAAGUAGGGGAAUCAUUCAGUGGGAUGGCUCGAUGUCCUUAUGAUCCAAAACAUGGAAAUGUUGCGCUCUUUGCAGAUGAAAUGCUCUUUACAGCUACAGUAACAGAUUUCCUUGCAAUAGAUGCUGUCCUUUAUCGAAGUCUUGGUGAACGUCCAGCCCUACGAAGUUUUAAACAUGACUCAAAAUGGCUCAAAGAUCCAUAUUUUGUCAAUGCUGUGGAAUGGAAAGAUCAUGUGUAUUUUUUCUUCAGGGAGACAGCAGUAGAAUUCAACUACCUUGAGAAGGUGAUUGUAUCCCGUGUUGCACAAGUAUGUAAGAAUGACAUGGGGGGAUCUCAAAGAAUUCUAGAAAAACAAUUUACAUCCUUCCUGAAAGCUCGCCUCAACUGUUCUGUUCCUGGAGACUCUCACUUUUAUUUCAAUGUUAUCCAGUCAUCAAGUGAAAUUCUGGCCUUCGGUGGAAAGCAAGUUCUAAUUGCCCUCUUCUCUACCCCAAUCAACAGUAUACAAGGCUCUGCUGUCUGCAUUUUUGACAUGGAAAAGAUGGCCUUGACAUUUUCUGGUCGGUUUAAGGAGCAGCGCACUCCAGAUUCCAUAUGGACACCUGUGGCAGAGGAACUAGUUCCAUCACCAAGGCCAGGCUGUUGUGUUGGCCCCUCCAUGAACUUUAAUUCUUCUCGUAAUCUCCCUGAUGAAGUGCUGAGUUUUGUAAAGUCACACCCCUUGGUGGAGGAUUCUAUUCCCCCUCUCGGAAGCUCCCCUUGGAUUACCAGGACAUUGACAAGGGAUCAACUGACACACCUAGCAGUGGAUACUUCUUGUGGAAUAUUUGGGAAUGAAACCAUUCUAUUUCUCGGCUCAAACUCGGGAGUUGUCCUAAAAUAUCAUCUUAAUCCCAAUGUUGAUGGAACAGAUGUCGACCACUCUGAAAAAAGUACCUUAAUUGAGGAGAUACAGACAUACCCUGCAGACAGAUGUGGUAAGAGAGAUGAACAACCAUGGAUUCUUGGUCUGGAAGUUGAUAAAGAUUCGGGUUCUCUCUUAGUAGCGUACACCAGAUGUGUGGUGAAAGUGCCCCUUGCACGCUGUCAGAGACAUAAUGGCUGCAUAAAGAGUUGCCUGGACACACGUGACCCUUACUGUGCAUGGGAUCCAGAGAAUAAUCUUUGCAUUUUUACACCACUUAGAACAUGGGACCAUUAUGAGCAAGACCUAGAUGGGAGUGAAAAGCUCUCAGCUUUGAAGAUUGUGAGGCUCUUUAAGCAAAAUGGUUGGAACCCUGGAAAGAGCAAUGAACACAUUGGAAUUCCACCUACUCCAGAACAGACCCCUCAAAUGCACAAGAGAAAUGACAAUUCCCAAGACUAUAUAAAAAACUCUUUGCAUGAUCCAUCUUUCAGUGUCGUCUACUCUAAUGUCCACCACUUUGCAUCCGCAGGGGAGGAUGAUCUUCUCAUUAUUUAUCUCAACAUGGAGAAAAGAAUUGCCAUUUCCACCAUUACAGCAAUGACUCUUACUGCAUUCCCCAACAAAGAAAGAUUCCUAUAG